This is a messenger RNA of Linepithema humile (Argentine ant), 3004 nucleotides long. RefSeq names its product Ecdysone-inducible gene E1 (gene ImpE1). Lineage: Eukaryota; Metazoa; Arthropoda; Insecta; Hymenoptera; Formicidae. The record is from RefSeq and is a predicted model, not a curated record. Gene Ontology annotation, molecular function: protein binding.
CCGCGUCGGGGGUCCGUUCAGUCUUGUUUCAGUCAUCCUCACGCACUCGUAGACGCAUCGCACCGCGGAGGAGGCACCGCGCGCCGCUUCUUCUUGUUUACAUCCACAUCGCGUCACGCAACCCCGGGCGCAACGCUAACGAUCGCGCUCGUUUUAUCGUCGGUGAUAUACGUAUAACUCUAUAUACGCGCACGGUCGCAGGUGAAGCAGGAAAUCGACUUAACUGCUCUCGACCCGUAGGAGCCGUGUGGCCAGCAAAGCGGAAAUAAUGCACGGAAGUCGUGGGACGAUCCUCGUCCUGUGCACGAUGAUGAAUUGCCUGAUGAGAUUGGGCUCACCCUCGCCCACAUCGACCAGCAUAAGACUCGGCGACGAAUGUAACCGAGAUCGAGAUUGCGAGGCUGGCAUCACUAAUAGCCACUGCGAUCUGGGUUAUUGCCGAUGUCUAUCCUUCUUCGCCGCCUACAAUGGGACUUAUUGUCUGGAAUCAACUCUAUUAGGCAACGAUUGUCUCGUGAAGGAACAAUGCUCUCUCAAAGUGGCGAAGAGCAAUUGCCUCGAAGGCGUGUGCCGAUGCGAGGAAGGACAUUUGCAGUUCCGCAAGCACACUUGUCUGGCACCUGCGAAACUUGGCGAAAUAUGCUACGAGCACGCCCAUUGUCGCCUCUGGGAGCCCAACUCGCACUGCGAUUUCCUCAUUCCGGAUUUAUUCGGUCGCUGCCAAUGUACCGCGCCGAUGCGCCGCGAAGGUGACGUCUGUCGACCUGACAGUCUGGUAAGACCCGAGCCGCUUCCGGAACAUCUGUCUAUCUCUGAGGAACCCAUAAUAGAGGACGUCACCGAGAAUGAACGCGAUAAGGAAACUGUCAUCGAAGAACAAAAGCAAGACAUUCAUGGCGAACCAGAUUCAGAUACAGGCGUUCAAUUAUCUUGGCUGAAGAACGCAACAAUGCUUCUGUCAACGGAAGCACCCAGUCAACUGAUACCGGUAAAUCUGGUGACCAGGCCAUCAUUGAACUUAAGACCUGGGACCAACGAUCGUCAUGGGCCGAACGAGCUUCCUGACGAUGAUGACGCCAUCAUUAUCGAGGCGGAGAUCACCGAGCCCCCGCAUGUUACGACAACCUCGACGUCUGCGCCGAUUAAAACGGACCGCCACGAGAGCACAACAAUGACGGCCGUCAGUCUUGGGCUGCCGUGCAUAGCCGAUCUGGAGUGCCGAAUGGCCGAUCCGAUGUCACGUUGCAUCGGCGGUGUAUGCGACUGCAGUUUCCCGACGAACGGUAGUUGUGGCGCACGUAGGACCGGCUGCGCGCCAGGCACGUUCCAGUGCCGGUCGUCCGGAAGCUGCAUCAGCUGGUUCUUCGUCUGCGACGGCCGUGCCGACUGCGCCGAUGGCUCCGACGAGGAAUGCACCGGCCUCCGUUGUCCGACGCAGGCAUUCAGAUGCAACGACAGCAAUGUCUGCAUAUCGAGGUCCGGUGUGUGCGAUGGCAACCGCGACUGUCCUCGCGGGGAGGACGAGAUCGGCUGCAACAAUCGGCGAAAAUGUCCCGAGGGUGCGUUCAGAUGUAAUAACGGUCAGUGCCUACCGGCUUACGAAUUCUGCAACGCCGUGGUGUCCUGCAGGGACGGCAGCGACGAGCCCAGGGGAGCGUGCAGGACGCGUAAUCGCGGACGAAUCUCCGCGAGAUUCUGUCCGUUCAAGUGCGAUAAUGGCAGAUGUCGUUCGGACGCGAUAACUUGCAGCGGUCGAGACGGAUGCGGCGACGGCUCCGACGAAAAGCACUGUAACGUUUGCAGAUGCAGCGGAACGGUCUAAUCUCGACCGGCCGAUCUUUUCGUCGCAUCGCAUCGUCGGGACAAAAGGAGAGGAAGGAGUAGGAGGACAAACUGCCAACCAACCGACUCGUCGAAGUAAGUGCUCGAGACUCAAAUAAGCGGGUACAAAAGUAAGUGUGACCAAAGAUCGUUAAGCCGUAUCACGGCGACUCCGGCUGCUUUUAACGCUCCGCGAUUUCGAGACUGAAAAGACCGUUUUUACUCGGGCUGCGGCUCGACUCCAGAACGAACAGCGAGAAAGAAAAAGAGAAAGAGAGAGAGAGAAAGAGAACCCUCCGUCGCGCCUCCUGCGCGAGCUCUCUCGUUAAGUCGAACCGGGCCAGUGACCGCCGUGGCGAGUCCAUGUUCUCGGGAGAAAUGAUUGCGCUCGUGUAAUAAUGGGACUUAAUCGCGUAUAAUGAUACCGUGAGGCGGCAAUAGUUUGCGCCAAGGGAUAACUUAGUUGUCUAGCAAAUGAAGCGUGUAUUCAGGGCUUAUCUUCGGACUAUUUGGGUCUUAAGCAAGAAGCAUCGUGUCUGAAGAGCCCCGGUAAAGAAAAUUCAUGCUAUUAUCUGAAAUCUAGGUGAAGAGAUUUGAAUAAUAUUAUUAUUAUUAGACACGUGCUGAUUUGCCUAAAGCGUAAGAUAAGCCUUGAAUCUAUUACCAUUGUCGGAUAUUUCUAACAGAUAGACAGAUAAUUUUGGAGAAGUCGAGUUUAGACGAAAGUUCCGAAGAUAGGCUCAUGCACUAUGUAUUUAACACGGAAGGCGCAAUAUCGCAAAUGAGUUAUACUUCGAAAGCAUAUAUUGGCACCGAUACAUUAUGCUAAUGCAACUGCAUCUAAGACUUAUCGCAAAUUUUAUAUUUUUCAUAACACGGACAAGAAUAAUACGCGCCUUCCGUUGAAUCUCAAUUUUGCACAUAUUUAUUAACGUAGAUGUCGAGAGUUGCCCGAAGAGGAGAAUAAAUAUUUUGCAAACGUCAGGAAUGUACAGAUAAUAUGGAAUUAUUAAGGUAAGCAAUGAAUAAAUAUGUUUGUGCAACAUUAUGUUUUGUUGCACUGCUGUCAAUUAACAUUUCGAUAACAUAUUUGAUGUGUAUCGUUCGGUAUAUUUAACUUGUAAUACAUGUCGUACAUAUUGCGACAAAGUAAAAUGUUAUUUAAUAAAUUCUAAUAAAAUUA